Pantherophis guttatus is the source of this 1340-nucleotide messenger RNA. It is a transcript of the gene HIBCH, whose product is annotated as 3-hydroxyisobutyryl-CoA hydrolase. The record is from RefSeq and is a predicted model, not a curated record. Lineage: Eukaryota; Metazoa; Chordata; Lepidosauria; Squamata; Colubridae. Gene Ontology annotation, molecular function: 3-hydroxyisobutyryl-CoA hydrolase activity. Gene Ontology annotation, biological process: L-valine catabolic process. Gene Ontology annotation, cellular component: mitochondrion.
CAGGGUGCGCCUUCUCGGCGGCUCCUUGCUAGGGCGGGGAGGGGGCGUGAGCAGACGCUGGCGUGAUGUGGUUGCUGGUGACCCCUGUGAUGCGGAACUGUCUUCCCAGGUUGAAGCCAUUCAACAGGUUGCAAAUCACACUACGACACUUAAGUAUGACUAAGGAUCCUUCAGCUGAGGUUCUGUUGGAAAAAAGAGGGUGUGCUGGCAUUAUUACCAUGAACAGACCAAAAGCUCUGAAUGCACUUACUCUUUCCAUGAUUCGACAGAUCUAUCCCCAGUUAAAGAAGUGGGAGCAGGAUCCUGAAACUUUCUUAAUAUUAAUAAAAGGAGCUGGUGAAAAAGUGUUCUGUGCUGGGGGCGAUAUAAAAGCUAUUAGUGAAGCAGGAAAACAUGGAGAUAGAUUAACAAAAGAUUUAUUUAGAGAAGAAUACAUGUUGAAUAAUGCCACUGGCACCUGCAAGAAACCUUAUGUGGCACUUAUCGAUGGAAUUACAAUGGGUGGUGGUGUGGGCUUGUCUGUCCAUGGGCAUUUCAGAGUUGCUACAGAGAGGACCGUUUUUGCAAUGCCAGAGACAGCAAUAGGUCUUUUCCCUGAUGUGGGUGGAGGCUAUUUCUUGCCAAGGCUUCCAGGGAAGCUAGGCUAUUUUCUUGCUCUUACAGGAUUUAGGCUGAGAGGAAGAGAUGUCCACACAGCAGGAAUUGCAACUCAUUUUGUAGAAGCAGAGAAGAUGACUGCUCUCGAAAAAGAUUUGAUAGAAUUAAUAUCCCCCACAAAAGCAAAUGUUGCAGAUGUUUUGGAUUCCUAUCAUAAGGAGUGCAAACUUGAUCAAGAAAAAGAAUUUAUCCUUGGUGAACACAUGGACAAAAUUAACAGUCUUUUUUCAGCAAACAGCAUGGAAGAAAUUGUCCAAAACUUGAAGAAAGAUGGAUCUCCUUUUGCACUUGACCAAUUAAAGACAAUCGCUAAAAUGUCCCCAACUUCACUCAAGAUAACUUUCCGGCAACUUAAAGAGGGAGCUUUUUUGAACCUGCAAGAUGUAUUCACAAUGGAAUAUAGAUUGAGUCAAGCAUGCAUGCGAGGCCAUGACUUCUAUGAAGGUGUCCGAGCAGUACUUAUCGACAAAGACCAAUCCCCUAAAUGGAAGCCAGCUGUUCUUGAAGAAGUAACAGAUGAAUUUUUGGACUCAUGCUUUAAGUCUCUUGGAAGUGAUGACCUCAGAUUAUAAAGAUGUUUUACUAAUGUAAAAUCAAAGCCUAUAUUAUAUAACCCAGUAAAAUGUAUGAUGAAUUGAAUCCAGUAAAUUAUUUCAUCAUGUAAUAAAAAGAAUUGGAAUUGA